UUUGCCCGAACUUGUCCCGCGGCCCCCCUCCUCCGGUCCGCCUACCCCUCCAGUCCUCCGGAUGAACCGAAAGCUUCAUCAUGGAUCUCCCGUGCCUCCCGUGGCAGGAUCACGUGGCGCAGAAAUGGAUCGGACUGGAUCCCGAGCUAAAAGAGAGAUUCAUAACCAUGGAGGAAAUAGAUGACAUCUUUAAAUGUGCCCUAAGUCUGACAACCCAAACUGAUGUAGACUUCAUGCAGUCGAUCUCUGCAGCUUCCUCCGUGCAGAAAGACUCAGACCGAGCAGCUGAAUGCAGGGAGAAUGGAAACCUCAGCUUCAAGAGGAGAGACUACCCUGCAGCUGCUCUGCACUAUUCACAGGGAAUAUGUCUGGCUCCCCAAAGUUCAGAGCAGCUGUCUCUCUGCUACGCCAACAGAUCUGCGUCACUCUACCAUCUGCAGCUCUACCAGGACUGCCUCCAUGACAUCCACGGAGCUCUGAGGAGCGGCUACCCCUCCCAUCUGAUGCACAAGCUGGAGGAGCGCCGCUCGGCGUGUCUGAAGAGGCUCCCCGCCGGCGAGGAGGCGGGAGAGGAGGAGGAGUGCCGUCCCGGCCCGAGGAGUGAAGGUCCAGACACGGAGCCAUCUGUUCACAUUUGUCCCCGAGCUGCCGUCUCCUCCAGCGUGGAAAAAGGCCGCCACCUGGUGGCCGUGGGCAGAAUCUCGGCCGGGGAGGUGAUCCUCCGGGAGAGGCCGUUCAGCUGCGUCCUCCUCCCUGGGCUCCAGGAGGUGAAGGGGGGCGGGGCGGGGAGGGGGGCGUUUGGGACGGAGAGCAGGCGCUGCCACCGCUGUCUGGCCGAGACGCUGCGUCCCGUCCCGUGCGGCGGCUGCAGCUACAGCCGCUACUGCUCUCCGGGCUGUCGGACGGACGCCUGGGAGGAGCACCACCGCUGGGAGUGUCCGCUGGGAGCCCAUCUGACGGCGGCCGGCGCCAUGCUGCAGCUCGCUCUGAGAGUCGCGCUGAAGGCGGGGGUAGCAGCCGUGGAGGAGGCCAGAGGCCACAGCGAGCCCGGGCCCAACUGUCCCAGCAGCCCGCAGCCGUCAUCCUACCUGAGCGUGUUUAACUUGCUGCACCACGUGAAGCGGCACAGCCCCGCCCUGCGCUUCCUGUGUGCAGUCAGUGUGGCAACCCUGUAUCUGAGGCUCCGAGAGGCAGGACCCCCCCCCUGCGUCAUGGACACCCACCGUGGUGAAGCGGCCUGGAGCUCCGAGCUGUGGCUUCUGGGAAGCACAGUCCUGAGGCACAUGCUGCAGCUGCGGUGCAACGCCCAGGCGGUCGUGGCUCUGCAGGAGACAGGAGCUGUGAACUCUUCCGUGCGGUCCAGUCGGGAAGUCCGCCUCGCCUCAGCGAUGUUCCCGACCCUCAGCCUCCUCAAUCACUCCUGCCGCCCCAACACCAGCCUGGCCUUCGACCCGGGGACCCGUGCAGGCGCGAUUGACUCGGAGACGUCUGCAGACCGCCCUGCGAGCGGAGCCGGGGACCGAGGCCUGGCCCGGGGAGUCGCUGUGACCGUCAGAGCAGCACAAGUCAUCAGUCCUGAACAGGAGAUCCUUCACUGCUACGGUCCUCACAGCAGCCGGAUGGUGACCCGAGAACGCCGGCGUCUCCUGCAUGAGCAGUACUUCUUCCUGUGUCAGUGUGAGGCCUGCAGCCCGGAGGAGGAGGAGGAGUGUGAAGAGCAGAGGCCAGGCUCUCCACGGGGGGCCGCUCUCCUGUGCUGCCGGUGUCAAGGCUCUCUGAAAAGAAGCCGUGACGACGGAGGAUCGGGGUUCAUCUGCUCUCUGCCGUCGUGUGGCCGCCGUAUGUCCGCUGCAGAAGCGAGAGCCCGGCUGGAGGAGGUCCGCCUGGGCCUGGAGCGAGCCGUGGAGCUGCUGGAGAGAGACCAACCAGGUGAAGCCCUGAAGCUGCUGGAGACGACUCGGACUCGCUCCGGCCUCAUCCUCACUGAGACACACCCUCUCCGGGGAGAGCUGGCUGAUGCCACAGCCAGAGCGUUCGCUACGAUGGGCGACUGGAAGAACGCAGCGUCCCAUCUGGAGCGCAGCGUCGCGGCCGUCGGCUCCCAGUACGGAGAGGACAGCAUCGAACUGGCUCAGCAGCUCUUCAAACUGGCUCAGCUGCACUUCAAUAGCGCUGCCAGGGGCCCGGCCCUGUCCGUCAUUCCCAAGGUCAGACGGCUGCUCCGCCUCCACCGGGGCCCGCGCUGCCCGGAGCUGCAGGAGCUGGAGGACAUGGAGGACUGUUUACGAGGAUAGUCCCUCAGGAGCCCGGGCCGACGCUCGCACAAUACAAACACAGCGCUGCACGCGGUGGAACACAGUGAAGAAACUGUGAUUCUGGAGAGUUUGUACUUUAUACCGUUGGUGUCAAACAUAAAACCCGUGGACCAAGAGCAGCCCGCACGAGGCUCCGAUCUGCCGCUGCUGUGAAAGACAGAAAGCUAUAUGAGAAGUUUUCAUUGGACAUUUCACUGGAUUUUGCACUUGAAUGCUUCAUUAAAAUUUGCUUUAUGUUGA
This is a messenger RNA of Salarias fasciatus (jewelled blenny), 2555 nucleotides long. It is a transcript of the gene smyd4, whose product is annotated as SET and MYND domain containing 4. Gene Ontology annotation, biological process: heart development. Gene Ontology annotation, cellular component: cytoplasm; nucleus. Lineage: Eukaryota; Metazoa; Chordata; Actinopteri; Blenniiformes; Blenniidae. The record is from RefSeq and is a predicted model, not a curated record. Gene Ontology annotation, molecular function: histone deacetylase binding.